Molecule: messenger RNA, 669 nt
Organism: Arachis duranensis
Lineage: Eukaryota; Viridiplantae; Streptophyta; Magnoliopsida; Fabales; Fabaceae
Product: transcription factor bHLH162-like
Exons: 3
Coding region: 1-669 (222 amino acids)
Biological process (GO): regulation of transcription by RNA polymerase II
Cellular component (GO): RNA polymerase II transcription regulator complex
Molecular function (GO): protein dimerization activity; RNA polymerase II transcription regulatory region sequence-specific DNA binding; DNA-binding transcription factor activity, RNA polymerase II-specific
Source: RefSeq, a predicted model, not a curated record
AUGGAUCAAUUGGGAAGUAGAAGUGAAGCUUCUCCAUCUUCAACCAACGACAAGAAGAUUGAGAGAAGGCUCAUUGAGAAAAAGAGAAGGAACCACAUGAGGAUGCUCUACUCCAAACUCAACUCUCUUCUCUCUAUGGACCACAACUCCAUUAGUCUCAAGCGCUGCCAUUGGCUGAUCGAUCAAGUGGAUAAGGCCAUAAACUAUAUAAAAAAUUUAGAGGAGAAGGUGAAGAUGGCUAAGGAGAAGAGAGAGAGCUUGUUAGGAAUGGGAAGAAACAGGACACGUGGCGCUGGCGGCCUUCGUGAUCUCUCGAAACCGCCACAGCUAAUGGUUCAUGAAAUGGGUUCAUAUCUUCAAAUUGUAAUGACAUGUGGAUUAGAUUCCCAGUUCAUAUUCUCUGAAAUCAUUCGUAUUCUGAAUGAAGAGAACAUUGAUGUCAAGAGUGUCAAAUCCUCACUCGUCGAAAAUUCCAUGCACCAUGUUGUUCAUGCAGAGAUUUCACAAUUUUUGCUUCAGUUGGGUGCAACUAAAGUAAGUGAGAGAUUGAAAAGGUUUGUGAAUGAACCAACCAGUGAAAUUGAAUUACAAUCUGAUCAUCAGUUAUUGGAUUUUGAGAUUGAUACUGAUGAAUUAGCGGAGCUUCUAGAUUUUUUAGAAGAGAAAUGA